Molecule: messenger RNA, 5148 nt
Organism: Paramuricea clavata
Lineage: Eukaryota; Metazoa; Cnidaria; Anthozoa; Malacalcyonacea; Plexauridae
Source: the annotation of a GenBank genome assembly
GAGAUCUGUCUGUCCUCUUUGCUGUAAUACCCAAAAUUUACGUACCUGGUUCUGUAUAUUCCCUCUAGGCCGACAUCUGUCAUUCGUACCAAAUACUCCACAGAAAUGGCAUCCCUGAUGAGAAUAUCGUCGUAAUGAUGUAUGAUGAUCUUGCUCACAAUGAAGAUAAUCCAACACCUGGUAAAAUCAUUAAUAAGGUAAGUAUUUAAUUUAUUAACCCACAAUGCCCCACAUUUUAUUAUACUAUUCUGUGGUCCCACGAUGCAUAGAAAUUUUCCUCCUUUCCUAAAACUGCUACAUGGGCAUGGGGCCUGUACCCGACGAGAAAUAAACCCCUUUUUUCCACUUUAAUACAUGAAGUGUUGUUUUUUCUAGCCUAAUGGACCCGAUGUUUACCACGGGGUUCUCAAGGAUUACACUGGAGCGGUAUGUGGGACUUUAUUCAGAAAUGGUUCAUUUUUGAACCAUCUACACACGUAAAAAUCUCACAACUUGUCAACAAGAUGUGUUCGCAACAGGCUUGUAGCAAGCUUGUCAACAAGUUGUAACAAUUCUGUUAUUUUAUCAAGUUGCUACAAGGUUGUCACUCACAACUUGUUGAUAAAUUAAUUUUUUUCUGUGUUGGUGUAGUGUACUCAGGUGAAUAUAAUAUUUGUGGUGUUACUCUGAGUUAUUCCAAAGGUCGUAGGUUCGAAUCCCACCGUGGCCGGGCAUAUUUAUCAAGCUCGCCCGGUGUGGAUAUACACUCAGAGUAACACCACAAAUAUUAUUGUUGAUAAAUUGUUGGAUUGCGCAGGACGAUAACAAGUUGCUGGAAAAACUUGUAACAAUUCUGUUGGACUCAACAACCUUGUAGCAAGUUGUCAACAAGCAGUACGAACGCAUGCUGUUGACAAGUUGUUGGAACAGCAUUUCUACAAGUCUGCUGCAGGUUUGUUACAACUUGUGUGUUUUCACGUGUCAGUAAUAAAUGCUCACCUUGACCUUUCCAGGCAGUUACUCCAAAGAACUUUUUGAACGUACUGAAAGGAGACAAAGACGCUUUGAGAGGAACUGGCAGUGGAAAGGUCCUUGAAAGGUAAGGAGAAUAUCUGACACCCGAAUAUAGUAUUGUCGUGCAGCAGAUGCUGGUCAACCUGCAGUUAUCAGAGUAAGACUAUGAUGUCAAUUGAUUUCGUAUUAUUGUAUGUAGUAUUGUAGUAAUAAAAUACAUGAUAGUGUUGGGAAAGCUAAUACCUAACCAAGGUCGCGUGACUGCCUCGUGCACUGUCAUGAUCUCAUUCUCGUUUCAUCCGGGGUUUAGUGCUUGCUCCUAGAAGCGUCAACAUUUUUGGAGUUCCAUUGUGUGAUGCACGAGCUUCAUGUGCAUAUACACUGUGGUAAUUUCGUUCUCUGUCAUGUAGUGGCCCAGAUGACGAUGUGUUUAUAUAUUUUGCUGACCACGGAGCGCCUGGAUUGAUAGCUUUUCCUGAUGUUGCUCCAACAGUGAGUAUCUUCAUUAAACGUAACAUUUCUCAAUUUCUGUGUUCUUAAUUUGUGUUUAAUUCCAAGAAAUUACAUCUGACAACCAACACUUUUUGCGUUAGUUGAAGAAAAAGCAACUUUUGGAUGCCUUAAAAUUCAUGCAUGAAAAAAAGAAAUACAAAAAGGUACAGUAGAAAUUGAGUUCCUUUUUUGGAUUCCUGCUAAUUAUGGGUCAUUGUGGUUAAUAAUUGAGGCUCCAUGUGGCUAAUUAUGUUUUAUUGUUGCAAAUUAUGGGUCGUUGUUACGAAUUAUGGGUCAUCAGUUACUGGUCAUUUUAAAAUUAUAAACGUUUCUUUAGAUGGUAAUAUACAUUGAAGCUUGCGAAUCAGGGUCAAUGUUCUCUAACGGCGGACUGCCUGAUGAUAUCAAGAGUUAGUAUGAUUUAAUGAUUAUGUUCAAAGUUCGAACGAUUGGCAAUAAUUCCGGUCCGAACAAAUCGUGCUUGUCUUCCUGACGUCAUCAAUUUUCACCUCACUAUCUACAGAUCUUUGGCAAAAACGGACCUCAGCAUCGAAAUCGUCAUGCUCAUAUUAGUUUAAAGCGAAAAUUUCAUGUUUGGACAUUCAGGGCACGAGUUAAGGCCGUUUUCCACUAGGCGGAGUUUUCCGCGCGGAGCGGAAUUUUUCUUUGUCUUCUUUUCUAAUUAGUUCCACCCGAGAAAUCACAAGACAAGGACAAUUUCCGCUGCGCGCGGAAAAUUUCCUCCUAGUGGAAAACGGUCUUUACGUCGUUUUGAACAUUUUGUUUUCCCUAUACAUUUGACCGCAAUUUCCGCUGCAAUGUCCAAACAUCAUGAAAUUCUGAGUUCCAUUUCCGCCAAAUAGCAAGAUGAAAAAUCGAUAACGUGAACUCGGAUCGGAAAAUAUCGUAUUUACAUAUGUACGUUUGUACAUAGAGAGAGCAUCAUCCGUGUCUAGUAUAAAUCAAGCUAUCUAUAUUUUCCUGUCUCAACAUAAUUUCCUCUUUUUCCAGUCUUUGCCACGACUGCUGCAAACCCACAUGAAUCAUCUUACGCCACGUACUGGGAUGAAAAGAGAGAAACAUACCUUGGUGAUCUCUAUAGUAUUGCCUGGAUGGAAAACUCAGACAAGGUUAGACUACACCUGUAUAUGAAAAUAUAAAUGAAAAAAUAUAGUUAAUGUAAUAUUGGUCAUUUUACAAUUCCAGUCAAACCUGACCAAAGAGACGCUUCAACAACAAUUUCUAAAAGUUAAAAAGAGGACAAACUUGAGCCACGUCCAGGAAUAUGGAGAAAAGGUGCGCCAGAUGUUGAACGCAUGCUCUUAUAAAACGUUAAUAACCAGUGUGCUGUAGAUCAUAUGUGCCAGUACAUAUGAAAUAUUAUGAAAGCUUAAAAACUCAUUAAUAAUUCAUGAGGAAAAGACAUGUUAAUCUACAUAAACUUUAGACAAAGUUGAUUUUUUUUCGCCAAUGAACUCAUAAGAUGGGUCAUUUUUAAGCGAUUUGAAACACUCGCAGUCUUUACCAGAUAUACGACACUUGCCUGUCGCCUCGUGUUCUCAAUAAAACACUCGUGUUUUAAAUAGAACUGAAGUUGACAAGUCUGCUGUGUAGAUCAUGUGCAAUAAUGAAAUAUUAUCAUUCAAGCAUAAAAAUGCUUCAUUACAAUCGUUUAUCCAUGUAGGACAUCUCAAGUGACCCAGUGAUCGAUUAUCAAGGAGAAGGUCGUGGAUCCUGGUUGCCUGCCAAGGAUACAAGAGAAUAUCCUACAGUAGGUCUUCAUUCUUUUCUUCGCUAACUUUUAGACAUUUGUUUUACAAUUUCGAUACAUGUUCAUUUUAUAGAAUGAUGCCAUUCCAGCGCCUGAAGUACCUAUGGCCAUUCUUGAACGACGUCUACAGAAAACUACUUCACAGAAGGAAAAAGUGAAAAUUGAAAGGAAAAUGAUGAGUCUUCUUCGCGUAAGUAGUCGAACUUUGUUUACCAAAUGUCAUUUUUGUUGGAGAAAUAAUGUGUCCUGGUUUGUCCACCUUCUGGAAACAUGACUAGGAAACAAUGUUUCCUGGUCUGGCCACCUUUGAGAAACAUAGCUAGGAAACCAUGUGUCCUGGUUUGUCCACCUUCAGGAAACAUGGCUAGGAAACAAUGUUUCCUAAUUCGCAAACCGAUGUUUAAAUUUUUACAGGAACGCCAAAGAGUUCGUGAAACUGUAGAAAGAAUUGCAGAAAUAGCAACUCAUGACGAAGGACAGAAAUUUAGAGUUUUAGAAGAUACAUCUGGUAAAGUAACCCAGCUUGAUUGUCAUGCCGAGGUAGUCGAUGCCUUCUCGGAGAAAUGUUUUGCUUUGGGAAAGGUUCGUUAACAGUUUCAUAUAUCUAUAUAUGGUAACAUUUAUUCAUAGUUAAAAAAUUCAUUAAUAAUUCACGAGGAAAAUACAAAAGAAAUGAAUGUUUAAUCAACGUUUGUAAAUCGGAUAAAGAUUUGUCCUGAUUUACAUAAACUUCAGCUUUGAUUUUCUUUGAUUUUCUUUGAUUUUCAUUUAGACAAUGUUUAUUUUUAAAAUUACUUCGCCAAUGAACUCAUAAGAUGGGUCAUUUUUUAAGUACGAUAAAACAUUCGGCUGCUCAUGUUUUAUCUAGUACUAAAAAGCCACGACCGCGAAGGCUUGGUUAAACAUGGAUGGAAGUAGAUGAGAGUUCCACAUCUCGCUCGCGUUUCACCGCAAACUCUCAUCAACUUUAAGUUGGUUUAAAUUUUGAUGACGAGAGUUUAGCUACGCGCGCGGUUACAUCUAGUCAACUCUUGUUCUCGUUUGACUGGGACAUGAGAGUUAAGAAAACUCUGAUGUUAAACUCUCGCUUCUCAACUCUCAUCAACACUCAUUCUGUUUGACCACCGUUACCCUUGCUGUAAGCCACCAGCUCACGCCUCAUGCCGAAACACGAGUAUUAAACUCCUGUGUAUUAAAUUUUAGAGUGAUGCCGCUUUACGUCAUAUCUAUGUUUUGGCAAAUAUGUGCGAAGAAAAAAUCCCGCUGCCUCAGUAAGUUAUGAAACAUGUGAAGGUUUAAUCAAUGAGUCAGUUUCCUUAAACAUUUCUUACAAAUCCUUAAAAACUUAGAAUUUACUUACGCAAAAUUCCUAUACUGUGAUCACAGAAACUUUGACAGUGUAAACCAGUUUUUAACUUGGCCUAUUAUAUUGUAGACCUUUUUGAAGCAAUUCCGUUCCAACCUCGUACCCAGGCUCUUUCCUCUAGCGAGUUCUAACGAGGUAGGAGUGCAGAGGAAAGAGACUGGGUACGAGGAUGAAACAAUUCUUGGAAUCGAAACUUAUAGCACGCAUUAAUUUUUCGCUUAUAUUUGCAGAAUCCUGUCAGCAAUCAAAGAAAUCUGUUGAACUCCUGCAUAACAACAGUGACUAUGGCAAGAGGGCAUUCAUUUUCAUCUUUUAAGAAUAGCAUUAGUUUUAAAACAAAUAAAUAGAUAGAUACAAUUUUAUUUAUACACGGUAAUUCCUUCAGUCUAAAAACACUGGUAUCAACGGUAUAAAUAAGAUACUUUUAGCCUUAUUUAGGGAAUUAACUUGUAUUUUGGAAAAAUAGAAGUAGUUUUAUAUUACUGUAUGGAGAAAUCUAAAUUCAAGUUUAAAUAAAUGACGUUGG